Antrostomus carolinensis (chuck-will's-widow) is the source of this 372-nucleotide messenger RNA. It is a transcript of the gene MPV17L2, whose product is annotated as MPV17 mitochondrial inner membrane protein like 2. The record is from RefSeq and is a predicted model, not a curated record. Gene Ontology annotation, cellular component: mitochondrion; cytoplasm; membrane. Gene Ontology annotation, biological process: mitochondrial ribosome assembly. The transcript is spliced from 3 exons. The annotation marks the transcript as partial. NCBI's taxonomy places the organism in Eukaryota, Metazoa, Chordata, Aves, Caprimulgiformes, Caprimulgidae.
AUGUUCGCCGUUGGCUGCAGCAUGGGCCCGGUGAUGCAUUACUGGUACCUCUGGCUGGACGCUGCCUUCCCGGCACGGGGUGUGCGGGGCCUGAAAACCAUCCUGAAGAAAGUUCUCCUUGAUCAGCUGGUGGCAUCGCCCGUCCUGGGUGCCUGGUACUUCCUUGGUAUGGGCACACUGGAGGGCCAGUCUUUAGAGGAGAGCUGGGACGAGCUGAAAGAGAAAUUUUGGGAGUUUUACAAGGCUGACUGGUGCAUCUGGCCGCCCGCUCAGCUCAUUAAUUUCCUCUUCGUCCCACCCAAGUACCGGGUGAUUUACAUCAACGUGAUCACGCUGGGCUGGGACACCUACAUCUCCUACCUCAAGCACCGG